AGCUUGUGUGAGCUUCUAGAAUCCAGAUUCCCACAUACAGGUCACUUGGCGGGAUUGGUGGCGUCGUCUCCUCUCCUCAGCCGUCAGAGCUGGUUGUGGUUACCUGCUCCUUGUAGUCCUGUCGACAACCCAUUUCUUUAAUGGCGACGCGACCAACUCGAUUCGGGGUUUUCUGUCUGUUCGUAGCUUACACGUCCAUUACGCUGCGAGUCUCGGCUGAGAUUUCAGCUUCGAGUGCCCCAUUAAAGGCCAAUCCGUUCCACAAACUCUUCAAUCCUUCGUGGAAGGAGCCUCGAACCAGAAUAUCGUGUCUUUCAGACAACAGGGGCCAGCGUCAAGAAGGAAGAAAGAAGUACCUUCAUGUCUCCGUCGGGGGAGGUCUCAAUCAGCAACGCAGAGGAAUAGCCAACGCCGUAGCCGUUGCAAAAAUCAUGAACGCUACUCUUAUUGUUCCCAGAUUGAUCGUACAUCCAGCCUGGGGUGACCAAAGCAAGUUCUCGGAGCUUUUCAGCGUCCCGCACUUCGUUCAGACCCUGAAGGAAGACGUGGAAGUGAUUGAGUAAGAAACUUUCAGGGAGUUCCUACUACCCGUUAUCGAACACUGUGCUAACACUUCCCUCCCCGAACCAGAGAUAUUCCUGCAAGCGUGAACUUCUCAUCCUUAGAAAGGCUUGCCACAGUAAGCCUCCCUUCAGAGGCGCUUGAACCAGAGUGGUACAUCAAGAACGCGUUUCCCGUCGUUCAGAAAUACGGUCUCCUUGUGUUGAAUUAUUUCUUCAUGCAUCUUCAAGACGAUCUUCCACUUCCACUUCAGCAUUUGAGAUGUCGUGCUCAGUACCAUGCGCUUCAGUUCGUGAGCCCUAUCUUAAGUAUGGGUCUUCAGGCUGUCCAAAAGCUUCAGAGCACUGGACCUUAUGUGGCUGUUCAUCUCCGAUAUGAGCCUGACUGGAUUGUUCAUACAGGCUGCUUGUAUGAUGAAGCAACAAAUGCGUACAUGGAGAAGUGGGCAUCUGAGAGAAACAUUCAGUUUCAAUCAAACGUCACAGAGAGCGAUUUGAGAAAGCAAGCAGGUCUUUGCCCCAUCACCCCCCAAGAAACUGCUCACAUUCUCAAGGCUUUGGGCGUCGACAGCAUGACAACGAUAUACUUCGCUGGUGGAGCGAUGAAUGAGGGUGCAAAGCUCAUGAGGCCCCUGCACCGAGCGUUUCCUCGCCAUGUUGUAACAAAGGAUGAUUUGUUGCAGAGUACAAUUGGAAACCUAGCCAGCAGACCAUCCGUGCUUGCUGCAAUCGAUUACAUCGUUUGCCUUCAUAGUGACUUCCUCAUGAUGACUGCUGGCGGUAACAUGGGGAUGAUGUUACGAGGCCACCGUUUCUACCUCGGAGAUUUCAAGGAAACCUUCCAGCCUUAUGGGCCUGCUCUGGUCCCUGCCCUUUUGGGCCCAAGGCCCAAUUUAACUCACUUGGGAAAUUUGCUGGCCCAGCAACGCAUGCAAAAAGCACAAGAUCCCUUGGAUGCAAGAAGGCUGCUGAAGUUCUAUGACCGCCCUUGGGAAUGUGUCUGUGAAAAGGCUUUACCUUCAGCAACAGCUUGAUGCAUAGCAGUUUCAAUCAACUCUAGGAGCUCCUGUUAUGCCAACAAUUAGCACAUACA
Molecule: messenger RNA, 1653 nt
Organism: Closterium sp. NIES-67
Lineage: Eukaryota; Viridiplantae; Streptophyta; Zygnematophyceae; Desmidiales; Closteriaceae
Source: the annotation of a GenBank genome assembly